Molecule: messenger RNA, 2691 nt
Organism: Abrus precatorius (Indian licorice)
Lineage: Eukaryota; Viridiplantae; Streptophyta; Magnoliopsida; Fabales; Fabaceae
Product: glucose-1-phosphate adenylyltransferase large subunit 1-like
Exons: 15
Coding region: 548-2131 (527 amino acids)
Biological process (GO): glycogen biosynthetic process
Molecular function (GO): glucose-1-phosphate adenylyltransferase activity
Source: RefSeq, a predicted model, not a curated record
GGAAAACAAGAGUCAUGGACUAAAGAUUUAGGAACAAACCAACAUCAUUUACUUAUAUUUUAUAUGCUUUAUGAUAUAGUUGUUGGAAAUUGAUAUAUACCAAAGUUCUAAGAUUUUUCCCAUCUUUCUCGUGAAAACCCUGGCUCACAAGCCAAUAAAGGUAACUACAACCUUCAACACCAUUUGAUCACAUUCAUAGUCUAGUAAUCUGCUUUCAGUUCCCAUUUCCAAUUAUCUAAAUCUCACUCUGAUCAGUUCUCUGGAUUUCCAUUUGCACCAUUCUCACGAGUUAGAUCAUUUCUUGUUCUUCUUAUCAUAGUUCUUCCUGUCCAAGUAACUUGGUUGGUGUAGAGUUUUUAUCUCUUCAUUUUCCUUGGUGUUGCUUUUCAUAUUCCUACUUCGUUCAGGGGUUGUUUAAAUUGGAACUUCAAAGUACAAGCUUUUUAGAUUUGGAGUUUAGCUCUUUGCAAGGAAUUGAACUGUUGAACACCAUUAUCAUUUGGGGGAUCUAAAAUUCCAGGUUUCUCGUAGCAUCGAGGCCACCACAAUGGUGUCUACUUGUGUGAGCUUGAAAGCCAAUACCCAUUUAGUAAAAUCGAGGAAUGACACUUUUCGUAAAGAUGAUGGUUUUUUCGGUGAAAGAAUCAAAGGGAGUCUGAAUUACAGUCCCUGGAUCAUUAAUCAAUUGGCAACAAGUUUGAGAACCCAGGAUAGGGUCAAGAAGACCAAACCUGGGGUUGUAUCUGCUGUUAUUACAUCAAAUGACACCAAAGAAUCUGUGACCUUUCAAGUGCCAUCUUUUUUCAGAAGAAAGGCUGACCCAAAAAAUGUUGUUUCCAUCAUAUUGGGAGGGGGUCCUGGGAUUCAACUCUUUCCUCUCACCAAAAGAGCUGCCACACCUGCUGUCCCCGUUGGUGGAUGCUACAGGCUUAUAGACAUCCCAAUGAGCAACUGCAUCAACAGUGGCAUUAACAAAAUAUUUGUAUUGACUCAGUUCAACUCCGCAUCCCUCAACCGUCACAUCUCCCGCACAUAUUUUGGAAACGGAAUCAAUUUUGGGGAUGGGUAUGUGGAGGUUCUGGCAGCUACUCAAACACCAGGAGAAGCUGGAAAGAAAUGGUUCCAAGGCACAGCAGAUGCUGUGAGGCAGUUUACAUGGGUAUUUGAGGAUGCCAAGCACACAAACGUUGAGAAUGUAUUGAUUUUGGCUGGAGAUCAUCUAUACCGAAUGGAUUACAUGGACCUUGUGCAGAGUCACGUUGAUAGAAAUGCAGAUAUUACAGUAUCAUGUGCUGCUGUUGGGGACAGCCGUGCAUCAGAUUAUGGAUUGGUCAAGGUAGAUGGCAGAGGUCGCAUCAUCCAAUUUUCUGAAAAACCCAAAGGUGCUGAUCUGAAAGCAAUGCAAGUAGAUACCUCGGUCUUUGGCUUGUCACCCCAAGAUGCAAUAAAGUCGCCAUAUACUGCAUCGAUGGGGGUUUAUGUGUUCAAGACAGAUGUCUUACUCAAGCUUCUGAAAUGGAGAUACCCUACGUCCAAUGACUUCGGAUCUGAAAUAAUUCCUGCAGCUGUGAGGGAACACAAUGUCCAAGCAUAUUUUUUCGGAGACUAUUGGGAAGACAUUGGAACAAUAAAGUCAUUUUAUGAUGCUAACAUGGCUCUUACUGAAGAGAAUCCAAUGUUCAAAUUUUAUGAUCCCAAGACACCCAUUUACACAUCUCCAAGAUUCCUUCCACCAACAAAGAUUGAUAAAUGUCGGAUUGUGGAUGCAAUAAUCUCCCAUGGAUGUUUCCUGAGAGAAUGUACUGUUCAACAUUCCAUUGUGGGUGAACGUUCACGUUUGGAUUAUGGAGUUGAGCUCCAGGACACUGUGAUGAUGGGAGCUGACAAUUACCAAACAGAAUCUGAAAUUGCUUCUCUGGUGGCAGAGAGCAAGGUUCCCAUUGGGAUUGGAAGGAACACCAAAAUUAGGAACUGCAUAAUUGACAAGAAUGCAAAGAUCGGGAAAGAUGUCAUCAUCAUGAACAAAGAUGGUGUUCAAGAAGCAGAUAGACCUGAAGAUGGAUUUUACAUUCGAUCAGGAAUCACGAUCAUAUUGGAGAAGGCAACCAUAGAAGAUGGCACUGUCAUAUAAAUGGCUCAUAGUACUAAAUUCAUGGGCUGGUUGCCAGAAGUAUCUGGAAGAAGCAUUCCAAGGAACAGCACCGUCUUAGGGGACAGAAGGGUCCAAUCGAGAAACCACCACUCCUUUUUGCUAUAUAUGUAAAAUAGAAGGUUCCACCACUGCGUGUAAAAAUAGAAUGAAUAAAUGAAGUAUGAAAUCAAUAUGCAUGAAAGUAAAUAAAAUGAAAGGUUGAGUGUGAACCAAACUGUUAUCUCCUUCAGUAUUACUGUUGCUUAUUAUGAAGUUGACCACUCCUUGCUCACAGUUAACACAACCAUAUUUAUCAUAGUUGUUUGAUAAAAAAGAUUCUAUGGGCUUCAUAGUUCAUACAUUAUUCUCCUUCUCCAUAUUGAGCAACAACCUUUAAACUAUUGGUCAUGAUUAGAAGUGUUAGGAAUGUGCAGUGAGGAACUAGCACAAAAGGACUUGAUUGUAAGUCUUGAAGGUUGCAUGUUUGGGAAGGGAACUUUGGUCCUUUGAAAACCUUGAACAGUAAUUCAUUGGCUAGCAUAAAAAAUUCACUUGGUAUU